This is a messenger RNA of Lingula anatina, 886 nucleotides long. Its product is annotated as mitochondrial uncoupling protein 4. The record is from RefSeq and is a predicted model, not a curated record. Lineage: Eukaryota; Metazoa; Brachiopoda; Lingulata; Lingulida; Lingulidae.
CUUUUAAUCUCGGCCACUAAGAAUGUGUGUCGAAAAUACUGGAGAUAUGCUUCGAAAAGAUUGUAGCUGUUAAUUCAUAUUGAAAUUUGAUAUUGUUCAUUUUUUCUUUUUCUUUAUCAUUGCGAACAUGGCGGAUAAAACGAAUUCUCAUGAGACCUUUAUGUUUAAGUUUGCAUUAUCUGCUGUUGCUGCUGUUGUAGCUGAAUCUGUUACGUAUCCAUUAGACCUUACAAAAACCAGGUUACAGAUCCAAGGAGAGCAAACGCAUUGCCACCAUGCAUUCACCCAUCAGGCUUCUGAGGGGGUCAAAGAGGCAGCUUCACACAGGGGCAUGUUAAAAACUGCAGUUGGCAUAGUUCGUGAAGAAGGACUUCCUAAACUUUGGCAGGGUGUUACACCAGCCCUAUAUAGACAUGUUGGUAGAGUAAAAAGCACCUGGCAUGCCUUCUCCAGCCUAAGAAAGGAGGGUGGUGUGAGAGGCCUGUGGAGGGGCUGUGUGCCCAAUGUACAGAGGGCUGCAUUAGUCAACAUGGGAGAUUUAGCAACUUAUGAUACGGCAAAACAUUUCCUAUUAAGGCACACAAGUUUACAAGACAAUUAUGUAACACAUUCCUUAGCAAGUGGGAUGUCAGGUAUAGUUGCUGCUUUAGUAGGUACUCCAGCAGAUGUUGUAAAAACUAGAAUUAUGAACCAACCAACAAAAGAUGGAAAGGGCCUCCUGUAUACCUCAUCCUUAAACUGUGCAGUGAAAACUGUUCAAAAUGAAGGCUUCCUAGCUCUCUAUAAAGGCCUCUUGCCCAUUUGGGCAAGAAUGGCCCCCUGGUCCCUUACAUUCUGGUUAACAUAUGAGAAAGUGAGGAAAACUGUGGGAACAUCAUCAUUUUAA